Papaver somniferum (opium poppy) is the source of this 759-nucleotide messenger RNA. RefSeq lists its product as uncharacterized. The coding region runs from base 1 to 759 and encodes 252 amino acids. The transcript has a single exon. NCBI's taxonomy places the organism in Eukaryota, Viridiplantae, Streptophyta, Magnoliopsida, Ranunculales, Papaveraceae. The record is from RefSeq and is a predicted model, not a curated record.
AUGUGUCCAUCAGUUCAACGAUUGCAGUUGCAUCUUCCCAAACAAAAUAGUGUCAUGUUAUACGAGCAUCAAACAGUCGAUGAGGUCUUGGAAAAUGAAAGGAAUUCUAAAACGAUGUUGACUGAGUAUUUUGUUACAAAUGCAAGUGAUCAUAUGGAUAGGCGAUGGUUGUAUCGAGAGUUUCCAGAACACUACAAAUGGGAUAAAGCAAUUAUGAAAUUGCAGAGAAGAAGAACAAAACAGAGGGUCAGUGGUAUGGUAUAUUCUGUACCCCCUAUUGCAGCUGAAAGGUUUUUUCUGAGGCUCAUACUUAUGCAUGUUAGGGGUGCUACUUCAUAUGAAAAUUUGUUGACAGUUGAAGGCAGAAUAUGUCAGACAUUUAAAAAUGCAGUCGAGGCACGAGGAUUGUUGGAAAAUGAUAACAGUUUGAGGGCAUGUAUGGCCGAAGCAGCAACAAACAAAAUGCCAUCUGCUAUGAGAACUCUUUCUGGUAGCAUAUUGGUUUUUUGCAACAUAGUGGACACCAGAAAGCUCUGGGACGAGUUCUUCAACGUCAUGGUUGAAUAUUAUGCAAGUUCAAGUGAUACAAGCUCCGCAUACUUAUCAUACCGUCUUCUUAGAGAGCUGAAUCAUAUGCUUCAUCAACAUGGCAAGCGCCUAAAAGAUUAUGAUCUUCCAGCAACUGUCGGCAUAUUAGACGACAAUUUACAGGUGUCUGAUUUGAUCGAAGAGGAGGUAUCCAUUCUGGUUUCCGAAUAA